Molecule: messenger RNA, 1509 nt
Organism: Saccharomyces eubayanus
Lineage: Eukaryota; Fungi; Ascomycota; Saccharomycetes; Saccharomycetales; Saccharomycetaceae
Gene: CTI6
Product: Cti6p
Exons: 1
Coding region: 1-1509 (502 amino acids)
Biological process (GO): negative regulation of rDNA heterochromatin formation; negative regulation of silent mating-type cassette heterochromatin formation
Cellular component (GO): Rpd3L complex; Rpd3L-Expanded complex
Source: RefSeq, a predicted model, not a curated record
AUGGAAACAACAGCAGUAGUGCCCAUACACUCUGCAAUGGGAAAUGAAGAUAUGGAGAAAGCAGAUGCCACCACAGUGAGCCAACCCAUGGAUAGAACAACAGCAACAACAACAUCGGCUAUGCAUGAAAGUGCACCGGAGGAAAAUGUAAAUCAAGAAGAUCUCCAUGCGGAAGAAGGGGAUGGGGAAGAAGAAGAAGGCGAAACUCGUUGUAUAUGUGGGGAGCUUGAUACACCUGAUGACUCUGGAUUUUUUAUCCAAUGUGAACAGUGUAGUGUUUGGCAGCACGGCUAUUGCGUAAGUAUUACACAAGAUAAUGCCCCUGAUAAAUAUUGGUGUGAACAGUGUAGGCCAGAAUUACACCAGCUUUUUACUACAGACACUGGUGAACCAAGGUCAUUAUACAAACCUGUUCAAGAAAAGAAAAGACAAUCAAGAAGAAGGGCACGCAAUGCUGCUACGCCUCAACCUGUGGCAGACAAUGAAGUUGAGAAAAGCCCCAAGAACAUCAGCAAUACUGAAGACAAUAUGGACGAUAUUGGUGAUGAAGAAGAUGAAAUAGACGAAGACGAAGGUUCAGCUUCAGCUAAAGACGGUAAUUCCCGAGCUAGUAGAAAAAGAAGAAGGAAUUCAACAGAUGAUACCUCCAUGGACCAAUAUUCAUUGGAAGCUGGUGACAACGAUAAAAAACUGCAAGAUAGGAAAAGAGCCACUUUUAUGGCAAGAGAGGAGAAACAAUACCAAAGAAUGUUAGAAAAAGCUCUAAAAGAAAGCAGGAGAACAUCCCAUCAAGAAGAUCCUGAAAUUGAUGGCGACGAAGAUAAUGAUGAUGAAGACGAUGCCGACCUUCAAAAUGGUGCUGGUGAACUACCUGAGGGUGUCGCACCUACAGAAGACGAUCCAGAUUCGAUAAUGAACGAGGAUGUGAAAGAUACACCCAAGUUGUCCCAAGAAGAAUCAUCGUUGGAGAAAACAAAAGAUUUAGUGAAGGAAGCCAGUCAGGAGAAGGAAUCUUCCAUGAGUUCCACGCAAGACGUUGAAAAAACAGAAGAACCUAUCCCACCAUUGAAUUCCAUAUCUUCAUCCGAGGAUGACUCAAGGAAAGCUAGUUCUUCAAGGAGCUCUAGAAAAGUUUCCAAACCAGUAAGAAAAAGUAACAGAACCCGUCGAAGUAAUACAAGCUCUGAAAUUAACCAGAGUAGAAAAAGUGCCGAUAUAGGUACCGACAAACCAGUUAAACCUAGAAUACCACCGCAAAGAACUUCUUUGAAUGAGAUGAAAAGACGAGUAUCUGCCAUCCUGGAAUUCAUUUCUAGAACUCAAUGGGAGUUGAGCGAAGACCAAUCUGACCGGGAAGAAUUUGUACGAUUCGUUGAAAAUCAGCAUUUCGUAGAAAAAGUAGAUUCUAUUUACAAUGGCUAUAAGGAAAGUCUAUCCAUGAUGGACGACUUGACCAGGGAACUGCUACUGUGGGAGAAAAAAUAUUCAAAUAAUUCCAACGCUACCUAA